AUGUCAUCAAAAAGGCAUCGUGAUGAAUCGUCAGAUGAAUCCGGUGAUGGCGAAUGCAUUGGGCCAUCAUUAUCGGAAGCCACUUCAAAUGAACAGUCUUGUCCUACUUCGGAAAAAAAGAAAAAAUGCUUGCAGUUUGAACAUAUGUACCUUAAAAAUAUUCCAGAUAAGGAAUCGUAUGAAAAGAGCUAUAUGCACCGCGAUGUUAUUACACACAUUGCCGUUACGAAGACUGAUUUUAUAAUAACUGCAAGUUGUGAUGGCAUCGUGAAAUUUUGGAAAAAAACAGACGAAGGGAUAGUUUUUGUCAAACAUUUUCGUGCACACCUGGGAAAUAUCAGUUCAAUUAGUAUCAAUACUUCUGGAACGUUAUUGUGUUCUGUAUCUAAUGAUAAGUCUUUAAAAGUUUUCGAUGUAUUAAAUUUUGAUAUGAUUAAUAUGAUCAAACUAGGAUUUUCUCCUGGAUUUUGUGAAUGGAUUCAUUGUGCUGGAGAUGCAAUUUCUGCUGUUGCUGUUUCUGUUAAAGACUCCAAAGAAAUAUAUGUUUAUGAUGGUAGGGAAGUAAAUGAACCAUUACAUAUUAUAAACAAACUUCAUUUGACAGCUGUUGCUUUGAUAAAAUUCAAUCCUGUUUUUGAAGUGGCAGUUUCGUGUGAUCGAAAUGGAAUGAUUGAAUAUUGGUCUAGCAUAAAAAACGAAUUUAAAUUUCCAAAAUGUGUGAAAUUUGAUUCAAAACUUGAUACAGAUCUCUAUGAGUUGGUAAAGCACAAAACUUAUCCCACAGACUUAGCAUUUUCACCUAAAGGUGACCAGUUUGCAAUGCUGUCAACUGACAGAAAAGUGAGAAUAUUUCGAUUUUUAACUGGUAAAAUGCUGAGGGUAUACGAUGAAAGCUUACAACAACUGUCCGAACUUCAACAGGCACAUCAGCAACUUCCAAACAUGGAGUUUGGGCGUCGAAUGGCCAUAGAAAGGGAUUUGGAGAAAACUGAUUUAUUUGAAACUGCAGGAAUCGUAUAUGAUGAAAGUGGAUAUUUUAUUAUGUAUGCCACCAUGUUGGGUAUAAAAGUUGUAAAUGUGUAUACUAAUCGAUGUAUCAGAAUGAUUGGGAAAAAUGAAAACAUCAGACCACUCAAAUUAGCUCUUUAUCAGGGAGCCCCAGGUAAAUCAAAAGCAGCUAUAACUGUCGAAAUGAAAGCUUCUGAUAAUCCAGCUCUACAAAACGUAUCAAAUGACCCAACGCUUUUUUGUACGGCUUUCAAAAAAAAUCGCUUUUAUCUAUUUACCAGUAGAGAACCGGAAGACACAAAAAGUAUAGAUGCUGAGAGAGAUGUGUUCAAUGAAAAGCCAUCCAAAGAAGACAUAAUUGCUGCCACUGAAUCUUUAAGUCAACAGUUAGUCUAUCAUAACUGUGUGAUCCAUACGACCAUGGGUGACAUUCAUUGUAAACUAUUUCCUAAGGAAUGUCCUAAAACAGUCGAAAAUUUCUGUGUCCAUAGCAAAAAUAAUUAUUACAACGGGCACAUAUUUCAUCGUGUUAUCAAGGGCUUCAUGGUUCAGACUGGUGAUCCUACUGGUACGGGUACUGCCGGCGAAUCUAUAUGGGGUGGAGAAUUCGAAGAUGAAUUUCAUCCUUCAUUGAAACAUGAUCGACCUUAUACUCUGAGCAUGGCAAAUGCUGGGCCCAAUACCAAUGGCUCUCAAUUUUUCAUUACCAUGAUUCCAACGCCCUGGUUAGACAAUAAGCAUACUGUAUUUGGUCGUGUAAGCAAAGGCAUGGAAGUAUGCCAGAAUAUUAGCACUGUAAAAACUAAUCCAAAAACAGACAAGCCAUAUGAUGACAUCAGAAUAAUUAACAUUACAUUGAAAUAAACAUUUCACCUGUUCCUUCUCAUAAUAAUUUUAUAUUAAACUCAUAAUU
This is a messenger RNA of Uloborus diversus, 1921 nucleotides long. RefSeq names its product peptidylprolyl isomerase domain and WD repeat-containing protein 1-like. The record is from RefSeq and is a predicted model, not a curated record. The transcript has a single exon. Gene Ontology annotation, molecular function: protein binding; peptidyl-prolyl cis-trans isomerase activity. Gene Ontology annotation, biological process: protein peptidyl-prolyl isomerization. NCBI's taxonomy places the organism in Eukaryota, Metazoa, Arthropoda, Arachnida, Araneae, Uloboridae. The coding region runs from base 1 to 1872 and encodes 623 amino acids.